UCCCUCGUCUCUCCCUAUCUUCCCCCUCUACUACCCGUUUCUCAUCUCCUCCUUGUCUGUUACGUUCCUCUUGCGUUCUCACCGUCUUUGUAGCAAAGUCGCGACGACUAUCAACGUGCAACUGCGAGAGUAGUACCGCUGCUACGGCGCGCGUUAAUGACAAAAAGCUGGUGGUAGUUCACGGAACGUAGCAACAACAGCAACAGCGGUAACAAUUCCGAUAAGUAAUCUCGGGCUCGCGGGUUUGACGCGACCGCGAUGCCCGUGCCGCAUCGCCACGCUCUCGACGUGAAAAAGUGCAUCGGACGGUGCUCGGGCUUGACGGAAGAGGCUAUCAGUAGCGGUAGCGCUACGUUAUCACGUAGGAAAGUUGGAGGCACAGAAGUACGACGGCUCAUCGCCAGAUAUUAAAUUUGGGAAAGACGUAAUAACAUACCAAAAUGAAAAUCGAUCGCAGCAGACUGAAAAAAUGCACUUCCGAAGUGCCCGCAGAAUGUCAAGCACUUAUAAGCAAAUUACGCUCCUGCUCGCAUGCGGAGCUGCUGGAAGAAUUAAAGCAGAUAGAUGCGUGGACGUUUGGAAAAUGUGAAUUAUUUCAUUGGAUCGAUGUCUUAGAUCUCAGUGACAGUAUUUUAGAAGAAGCUGCGGCAAGGAGUCCGGAUAAUCCAUGGGAAUUAGCAUGUGAUCUUCCUCAAAAUAGAGAGGCAAAAGAGCUGCUUCUCUGGGUUCUUCACUUCACGACGUUGUUAAUUGAACAUUCGUUCUCACGGCAUUUGUACAACAGCAUGGAACACUUGGUUACUUUAUUAUCGAGUUGUGAUUUGCACGUAGUCCUUGGUGUAUUAAAUCUUCUGUACAUGUUUAGUAAACGCAGUAAUUUUAUUACACGUCUAAAUAGUGACAAGCGACAAGCUCUGCUUAGCAGGCUUAAUCAUCUAGCAGAGAGUUGGGGAGGAAAAGAAAAUGGUUUUGGUUUAGCGGAUUGCUGCAAAGAAUUCCCAGAGAAGCCAUUUCCAGCAAGUGCUACAACGUUACACUUUGAAUUUUAUGCAGAAAAUCCGACUGUAUCAGAAUCAUCUGGUACAUCACUCUCUAGUACAAAGAAAGUUGGUCAAACGAAUCUUGUAACAUAUAUACAUAUAGAAAAUGUUGAUAAACUUGGAAAAACCCCAGCACAGAUCAUGAAUGAUCUGUUAAAAGUUUAUAAUGUACCCCAAGAACGACAGAUGGCUCUAUUGACACAUAUAAGGCUAGCGCAUAGUUUCUCGGAUUACCGAAGACGGUUGCAGUGCGUGCAAGCUCGACUUCAAGCGCUAUCUGUGCUUGUGUAUAGCAACGCGCUGCAGGAAAAUGCGCAUAGUCUUCUCCACGCCGGGCUUUUGGAAGAAUUGGUCGAAUUAUUGGAACUUCCACACACCCAUCUGGUCGAUAUUCGAGCAGCAGCAUUGCGUACUCUAACGAGCAUUAUACAUUUAGAUCGUAAUCCACAUUUUCCCAAAAAACCAGGUUCGCGAUUGAACAUGAUUAUCGAUGUGACUGGGGCUAAUUCAUAUCACGGAUUCCUUCCUGUUUUGGUUCGUACUUGUAUCACGACAUUAACCCUGCCGCAACCGGACGGACAACCUUCCUUUCCAUUAGCACUUGCGACAGCCUUGUUUAGCUUUCUCUACCAUCUUGCAAGCUAUGAGGCAGGUGGAGAAGCUCUUGUUAGUUGUGGCAUGAUGGAAAGUCUUCUAAAAGUGAUAAAUUGGCCAGGAAGCGAGUUAGAUCAUAUAACGUUUGUAACAAGGGCAGUACGUGUCAUCGACUUGAUAACUAACAUAGAUAUGCAAGGUUUCCAAACUCACAGUGGUCUAGCAAGUUUCAUCAAUCGUUUGGACAUGGAAGUUAACGUGUGUAGAAAAGAACAGCCAUUCGAAAUAGAACCACAACUAUAUCAAGACGCUCCGCAAACAUCUCGCGAAAGAUCGGUGGAUAGAGAGGAGGGAUCUUCUGCUUCACGCCGUGAGCACGAGACUUUUGACGAACGGGAAGAAUCUUGUAAUCCAAUGGAAAUAGCAGAAGACGAAAAUACAAGUUCUAAGGUGGACGAAAAGAGCGAACAGUUGCCAGAUUAUUCCGCCGCUAAGACUGGCAAAACGUGCUUACCACAACGAGCAGCACUUCUCAAGUCGAUGUUGAACUUCCUGAAGAAGGCGAUUCAGGACCCGGCAUUCUCCGAUAGCAUACGACACGUAAUGGAGGGUACAUUACCAUCCUCUUUGAAACACAUAAUAAGUAAUUCAGAGUACUAUGGUCCUUCGCUAUUUCUGCUUGCCACCGAUGUCGUGACUGUGUACGUUUUCCAAGAACCAUCGCUACUGUCGUCCUUGCAAGAUAACGGCUUGACCGACGUUGUACUCCAUGCUCUACUCAUAAAAGAAGUUCCUGCCACUAGAGAAGUAUUGGGCUCUUUACCUAAUGUGUUCAGUGCAUUGUGUUUAAAUCAACGCGGUCUUGAAUCAUUUGUCAAGCGACGGCCGUUCGAGCGCUUAUUCAAAGUACUUCUUUCACCUGUCUACCUCUCGGCAAUGCGACGACGACGAAGUGCUGAUCCAUUGGGCGAUACAGCUUCGAAUUUAGGCAACGCCAUGGACGAGCUGAUGAGGCACCAACCAAGCUUAAAAGUUGACGCUAUCGCGGCUAUUAUUAAGUUACUGCAAGAUUUAUGCGUAUUGGGCUGUGAUCCGCGAUACAUAUGCUGGCGUGCCGCUAGUAAAUCUGAAAAUUCGCCGUCAAAUGCCGCUUCUGGAAAUCGUCAGUCAUCCGGUCAGUCAGUUGGCGUUGGAGUCGGUGAUUCUGGUGGCGGUGGAGGCGGAGGUGGCGGAAGCAGUAGCGACGAAGAGGAAGAAGACGAGGAGGAAGCGAGCACAAGUUCGCAUCCUCAACGAGAAGAGCAACCUACUUUGUCGCCUGCGCAGCCCGGGCCACCGCCGCAACCAAGGGAGAAAACCCCCAUUGCUUUAGUCGAAUAUAUUCACAACGUUAUGAAAUUUGUGGAUGCCAUACUGAGCAACAACUCGACCGAUGAUCACUGUAGAGAAUUCGUCGCUCAAAAGGGACUUGUUUCGCUGCUUUCUAUUCUGGGUUUGCCCAAUUUGCCCGUUGACUAUCCUGUCGCGCAAGCGGCUCAAUCCGUAGCAUCGGUAUGCAAGAGUAUCUUGAAUCUUGCACACGAACCGUUGGUACUGAAAACAGGAUUGUCGCAACUACACGAAGUGCUAAAUUUGCUGAAGCCGCUGCACAGUCACAUGGACUCGCCCGGUGGUUCUGUUUUGCUGCACGAGCUCGCCUCGGCGCCAAAUCUCGAAACGGCGUUUACGAGCGACACCGCGACACCACUGUUACACGCCAUGAACGCGGCUCACGGAUAUGUAGUAAUGUUUGUUCACGUUUGUCGUACUAGUCAGAGCGAUAUUCGAAAUCUGUCUAUGAACCAUUGGGGUUCCGAGUUGGGCUUGACCGUUCUCAAAGGUUUAUCCGAGCUGUACAUGUCUCUCGUCUGGGAAAGUACGCUAUUGCUCGCGUUGUGUAGCGAAGAUAUUAUUCCAGCCGGAUGUGAAUUCGGCAAAGAAGACAUGGAUAAGUUGAUGCCGCCCGAGCUGAAAACCGAGGGUGAGUCUUCCUCCGCCUGGUCCGCCGCUGCGUCCUCGGAUAUGGGGAGCAACGGAAUGACCACGGCCAUGGAAGCGCUGAGCACAGACCCGCCACCGGUGCCGAUGGAGGUGGAUGACAAGCCGAACGUGAGCACCGACAGACCGAACAGCUAUCAAUUAAAAUACAUCAAACCACUGCUGGGUGCGUCUUCCCGUCUUGGCAGAGCGCUCUCGGAACUAUUCGGACUACUGGUCAAGCUUUGCAUGGGCUCACCCGUAAGACAACGUAGAGGGCAACAAAUGCCUCUAACGCCCACGCUGCCGUCGCAGGCGGCAAGAAGUGUCGCCACCGCUUUAAAUUGUUUACUGACGCGCGGCUUGUCGUGGGACAAAUUACCCCCGUCGCCGAUUCCCAAGUUUAAGCUCACCUUUCUGAUAUGUUCCGUGGGCUUCACUUCUCCGAUGCUUUUCGACGAGAAGCGGCAUCCUUAUCAUCUAAUGCUCCAAAAGUUUGUUAAGCUCAACGGUCAAAAUGCCUUCUUUUCCACGUUCCACUGGGCACUGUCGGGCGGCGGUCAGUUCACGCUGGCCGAAGGCCUCGAGCAUCCGAAUCUACCGGACGGUACUGGCGAAUUUCUCGACGCCUGGCUCAUGCUGCUCGAGAAGAUGGUCAAUCCGAAAGCCAUCCUGGAUUCGCCUCACGUAGUCUCGUCAAAAUGUACAGGAAUAUAUAAAGUGUGCGAGACAUUCGACCCGAUCAAAUAUCUCACCGAUAUACACAAGAAGGCCUUCGAGGCGGUGAUGCUGAUGUGGGGCAAGAAGCCGCUUAAAAACUACGGCGCUCGCAUGACGGAAUCGAUUCUAUCAAUUCUCCGGCACAUUCUACGCGGCGAGAAGAUCAUCAAGGAGCGCACCGAGAAGGAGGAGAGCGGGGACGGCGCGACGGCCAGCAGCAGCGGCGCGAGCGGUGUCGGCAGCAGAGGCGCCGGCGCCGGCGCUAGCGGGGUCGCGUCCGACCGCAGGGACGAACCGGAGGCGGACGUGAAUCCGGAAUAUCUCAGACAACUAAUGGACAUGGGUUUCAGUCGCGCGCAUUGCAUAGAAGCGUUGCUGCACACGCUUACCGUGGAGCAGGCGACGGAUUAUCUUCUGACGAAUCCCGCGACUCUGCGCAGACCCGACACUCCCGUGAGCGACGCCAGCGGACAGGGCCUGAUCAUGGAUCUGGAUUUGGACGACGAUCAAAUAAUGCACGCCAUCGCGAUGUCGCUCGGCGACACUGAGACGCGCAAGAUUUCGGGCACCGAGGAGGCCACCGCCGCCCGUGGCGAGACCACGAUCACCGAGAGCAUAGACGAGUUCACGCAGACCGCGCUGGGUCAGUGUCUGAAUCUGUUGGAUCUCAUGCCGGACACCGUUUAUAGAAUCUGCGAUCUGUUGGUGACGAUCACGAAGCGGAACGGCGACGAGUGGCGGGACGAUACGUUACGGCAACUGAUACGCGAGGUCGGGCGCCUGGUGGACUAUCUGAUUGGCAUCGCUGAGAGCCAGGACGAGAAUGCUGGCUCGCGAUUGGUGGAGUGCGAGGAGGCGAACAAGCUCGCCGGUCGCCUCUACCUGUACACUCUUUUCUUCGAGGGCUCGUUCCAGGAGAUGCGAGUGCCUUGCGCUCAGAUAGUGGAGGAGUGCGCGAUAUUGGACAAAUUGGUUCGUCUGCUGGUGGUGAGCGAGGCUCCGCUCACCGCCAACAAGAACAAAAUCGCCAAGGACAGCAAGGACGGCGGUUCGCCUAGCGUGAAGACGCCAAAAUGGUUGGCGCCGUUGCUGUUGCUUAUUGAUCGUUUGGAGAAAGUGGCCACUCUCACCAAGCGAAAGCAACUGAUGCACAAAGUCACGACCAGAGCGUGGAAGUGGUUCGACUUGAGCACAGGCAAAUGGACCCUCUAUUCGCCUAUGAACAAUAGAAUCAUCAACGACGCGUAUUGGGCCGGCGAGUCAAGUGUGCGAAUAUCUUGCAGUAGACGCCGUUAUCUCAUUACCUUCUCUUGCAUGACCCAAGUGAACGAAGACAGCGAUAACAGACGGCCCAUCACGAUGGGCUUCAAACUAAAUACAGACAAGGAAGACGGUGGCUCGGGAUCCGACUCGAACAUGGAUACCGAUGAGAGUCCGGUGGAGGACAAACGAAACACGGUGGUGCAAGGCUUGGAUCCUAGCAUAGCACCGAGUAUCGUACGCGCGUGUGUAAAGCUGUUGGCGAUUCCAGUCGAUCGGGACGCGUUACACGCUGUGCUGAAAGUUUGUUUACGGCUAACGAGAGAUUACAAAAAUGCGGAAGUUUUUGCACGCGAGGGUGGUGUUAAAUUGCUUCUCGAAAUGACACAAAUGUGCAGUUUCACCGGCUGCAUCAACUUGUGCACGUUGCUAAUACGACACACUCUGGAAGAGCCGCGUACACUUCGUCUCGCCAUGGAGAAGGUUAUUCGAGCGCGCACACAAAGCAAUAUACCUCCGGCGUAUAAAGAGAUUCUUUUCAUGACGCGGCAAAUUAGCAGUGCCGUUUGCCGCAAUCCGGAAGUAUACAGAGAAGUCUGCGAGAAUAUCCUCAGAGUCGACAUAAGUUGCCUGAAAAAAGAUGACGUUGAUAAUAGGCUAGUCGUGAAAGCUUUGCCUCCUAGUCACUCACCCGCAUUACCGAUGGUGGAAGAAGUGUCCGUAGGUGUUAUCCGUGAUCUGUUGAACGCGUUGAUCAAACCAAUGCCGGUGUCAUCGGAUGACGGAUCUGCAACCCCCACGAGUCCCGAGAAGAAGACGUCGCACGCGACAACCUCAGCGAUGGGCAAUGCUUCGUCAUCGACGUCGUCGUCACGGCGAGGCGACGUGCUCAGAAACAACGCGACAACCACGAACGAUCCCUUGGACGAUGACGAUCAAGUUUCGCAAAUCAUUCCUCUGAAGAUUUACACCGACAUCGGUAACAGCAGCAAGGUGGAGCCGGAAGAAGCGAAGAAACCAAUCCUGACGAAGUCUGCGAUACUGAAAAUAUUGGCCGAGGCUGUGAGAUCAUACGGCGCUGUCGCUAGUCUCAUCACCGAGCACACGUACAGAGCUGGACAAAGCGAGAUGAUUUCCGAAGACACAACAGCUUUAGCUUUCUUACUUGACAAACUGUUGCCAAUGUCGCCGGAAAAUUCGGGCGAUCGAACAUGCAGCAGUAUGGCAAGGAUGUUGAUCGCUGCUAUUGCUUCGUGCAAUCACUCGCCAGACGUGCAGACGACUCUGGUAACCGAGGUAAAGGCAGCUUUGACGAGAACGCUCGCGCUUCCGGAAAGUUCCGAGAAGCAUGCGCAGUUACAGCUGUUAAUCGGGCUGAUCUCCACGAUGAUCGACAGCUGUCCACCCAAUAUGUCGCACACUCAACUCAGGGCUUCUCUGAGAGCUCACCAAUACAACAACGUCAAUUACAUCGUUAGAAUAAUGCUGAGAAAGGGCAUAAUCACCGAUUUGGCGAAAAUUCCGCACAGCCUCGACUUGUCAAGUCCGAAUAUGGCCGGCACUAUUAACGCCGCCUUGAAACCAUUAGAGACGUUGUCGCGCAUCAUUAAUCAGCCGAUGCCGGGCGCAGUCAGCAACAAGUUCACGAAGCCAAAAAAUAGGACGGUCCAGGAGGAGCCGAUUGGAGAACAGACAGGCACUACGACUUCGGAAGCUACGCAUGCUGUCGGCGAAGAAGCUAACGAGGAUGCGGAGAAUACGGAACAUGACAUUUCAGUGACGGCGGAAAGCUUGGAGCCGACUUCGGAGAGUCAAGUACACGAGGAAGGUGACGAGGCCGCUCUUGAAGAUAUCAUGGACCAGCUUCUGGAAAGUGUACUGUUUUCCAGGGACGUCUCGGCCGUGGCGGAAGAACCAUCUUCCCGCCCGCACAGGCCAAUGGACAUUGACGACGAAAGUCUCGCGAUGCGCGAUGCGGAAGGCGAUUUUGAUCCGACUCGAGAUACCACAGUAAGAGAGGACCUGAUGAGUUCCGAUUCGGACUCUGAUAGCAACACGUCCGAUGAUAAUGAGGACGAGGUGCAAGACGACGAGGACGAGGAGGAGGAAGAGGAGGAUGACGGUGAGGAAAAUGAGGAGGAGGAGGAGGAGGAAGAGGAAGGAUCGUCCAAUUACGAGGAGGAUGGAAUAGAAUUUUACGAAGACGCCGGCGACGGCGGUGUUUUCCGCAUGUUCCCGACUUCCGAGCGCGAUGGCGGAAAUGUUGUGAUGAUACAGCACAACAUUGAAAAUCAAGAUAUCGUCGCGAAUACAUCGACGCCGAUUAAUACGCGACCUAGUCUUCCGUGGAACACCACCACAUUUCCACUACCGUUGGGCCUGUUUGAAGAGCCCCCUGCAGGUUCGGAGAACAAUGGUAUCAGCACUCAUCCAUUAUUAAUAUCGCAAGGAAGUUUGGACACCGCGAAUACUAGAACCCAACGUGCUUUACGUCAAAGGCGAUACCAGUAUCUCCAUUUAUCUAAUCCACGUAGUUCAAAUCCGCCUGUGAUUUUACAGCGACUCUUAGGCCCGGCCGCACAGACUCUUCCCUUGUCUGCUAGUCAAGUGUUAGCGUCAAGCUUUAGAGACACACGCGUUGUCGUGAUGGAUAACGGGUUGGGAAUAUUCACUAAUCAAGAGGAAGAACAAAUCGAUUAUGUCGAUCAAUCUGGAUAUCUCUUCGGACCAAGCCUUGCUGCAACUUUGAAUAAUAUUCCUACCGCGUUACACUGGUGGAUCGAAGAGAGCAAGCAGUUAGACGGAGACUCUCAACCCGACUGUUGCGUUGGUGUGGUUCACAAGCUGAUACCUGGAUUGGAAAAGCACAGAAACGCCGAGCUUGCCGAGCGCAAGGAGAAGCGUAAGAAACAACAUGGUUCUGAGAAGGAAAAUGAAAAGGAUAAUAAAGAAGAAAAGGAGCGUUCGAAUAACGCAGAAUCCGGAUCGUCGAGUUUGACGCAUAUAGAUGAACAGAGACCAUCCGCAUCUACCUCACAAAGAACUGAUGUUACUUCACUUGUGGCCGGAGAAGAGACCGCUGCGGAAACCACGAGACAGGAGCGCACGCCGGAGGAAGACAUAAUCGAUGUAACAGGUGAAAUGGAAGUGACGGUACAAGAGGACGAGGAGCGGCCGCCACCGCCACCGCCGGAAGAGCAGUCAACGUCCGACAGUCGAGAUCCUCGCACGGCAAAUCGAAAUUCCACGCUGGAGCUGGCGGAAAGUAUCGUCGACUCUGUGCUGGGACCGUGUACAUCCGAAGCGACUAUCAGAUUAAGUCUUCACGUGUCUAAUGACGCUGCGCCCACACAUCUUGCUCCAACGGGGCAACCCGGGCGAAGCGGUGCAGAAGCGACAAAUGUCGCUGAAUCGUCUAAUCGCACCGCUGCUGCGCCGAUAGUCGUGGACUUCGGUCAAGAAACUAACGAGGACUUGUCGAGAGAGAGUAGCGAUUCGGCCGACUGGAUUCGCAGGCUCUUGACGGACGACAGUCAAUGUCGAACGAGCGACAUCGACUUGCGGCGUGUCGAACGAAAUGCCAACAUUGUUAAUCAGGACCCAACGUCUUCGACGUCUGAAACUAGCACCACCGUGGGGACUUCGGAGCAAUCGUCGCAACAAUCGUCGCAACAGCAGCCGCAACAGCAGUCCAGCAGUCAGGAGCAGCAAUUGCCGGACGGCGUGGAUCCGUCGUUCUUAGCUGCCUUGCCCGAGGACAUGCGCGACGAAGUUAUCGCGGAGCAGCUCAGGCUUCAGCGUAUGAGGCAGCGCGCGCAAGCUUCUGUAGUCGAGGAACUCAGCGGACCGGUUGAGGUGAAUCCUGAAUUCCUGGCCGCUCUACCACCGGCGAUACAGGAGGAAGUCUUGGCGCAGCAACGCAUGGAGCAGCAAAGACACGCUGCCGCCUCGGCGAAUCCAGAGGAUCCGGUCGACGCUGCCGCAUUCUUCCAAAAUCUGCAGCCUUCUCUACGACAAGCGAUCCUGACCGAUAUGGAGGAGUCUCAAAUAUCCGUCCUUCCACCGGAUUUAGCUCAAGAAGCUCAAAACUUGAGGAGGGAGUGGGAAGCACGUAAUCGACAUAUGAUGCAGGAAAGAUUCCUUAAUCACGUUAGUCAGAGUAAUACAGCUCUCUCGAGCAUAUUGAGGAAUUCUGGCAGAGCUCGUGGCGGUGGCACUAGAUAUGCUAUUCACGCGGUACCGCAGAGAUCCCAAUGGAACGCCUGGAACAGUCGCGGUGACACGAACAUGGCACAUCAAAGUGCUGGCUUAAGAUUAAGAGGCCGCCAGUUACUCGAUCACGAAUCGAUGGCAUGUCUGCUAGUGUUAUUAUUUGUCGAUGAGCCAAAAAUUAACACGCUGAGGCUACACAGGGUGAUCAGAAAUCUCUGUUAUCACGGUAGCACAAGGGAAUGGGUGGUGAAAGCAUUGUUGAGCAUCAUGGAAAGAAGCAAUGAUGAGAACAAAGAUAUCAUGGCAGAUUUCGGUGGCAAAUUCAAGAGGAAAGGCUUAUUAAAUCCUCCCAUGGAUUUAUGCUCUCCAAAGAUUUUUGACCAAAGAAACAACAUACAAUCGUGGCUAAAUAUUAGCAUCGAUGCUGCACUCGGCUGUAGAGCUAAUGUAUUCCAUAUAAUACGCCAUGCUGGUAAGAAAUCUGAGAGGCAGGGUAACAUUAUCGCAAUUCAUCCGCAAGCAGCACCCACCGUUUGCAGACAUACUUUAGAGCUGCUGAUAUCGCUAGCUAAGAGUUUCCCUGGAUAUUUCGUGCCAAUCAAGUCUAAAGAAUCAGACGAUAAGGACAGUAAUAAAGAGAAGGACGUGAGCGGCAGUAAGGAGGAAGGCGGAGCGAAGAACAAGUCGGCGUCCAAGGUGGGAAGGAGCGAUCUCCCGGAUUUCUGGGAUCUGCUUCUGAAACUGGACUCGUGCGCAUCCAAGAAAGGAAAAUCUGUUGCGCGGACUCACUCGAAUACGAAUCUGGGAAGCGAGCCGGAGCACGGCACAACGACGUUCGAAGCUUCCGCAUUCGGGCAACUCAUCUCGAUGCUCAAUUGGUCCGUGAUCAAGCGAAGCAGUCAGUUGACGGAUAAGCUGCUACGGCUUCUGUCUCUGAUUUCCAUCGGCCUGACAGAAAUGAAUCCUUAUCGGCGGCAGGAAAGCAGUGUAAAGAACAAAAAGUUGGAACUCAAUAAGGAUCAAAGUGUCGCCGCACCGGAAGGGCAUCUUAAGCUCGCCGUGCAAGUGCUGACUAGCAAGAGCUGUUCCGAGGAGGGACUCGAGGAUGCAACAGCAUUGCUACUCAAUUUAUCUCACUGUCCUGAUCCUACUAGGCAACUGAUAUUAAAAUUACUUUUGGAGGGUGCGAUGGAGCUAGCGAAUAUGGUGUGCGAACAUAUCAACGAUUUGAUGAUGGAACUCAAAGUACUGAAUCGUGAAUUAAGACGAAGAAAUUCCUUAGAAGACCAGCCAUCGACUAGCGGUGGAAAUGGCCGAGGAAUUCUGCUAGACAGGUUUACGAACGAAAACGUAGUUGUUACCGCACCGAGCAAAGUUAAGGCCGGAAGUGACCUUCAAUUACCAUCGAUGGCUGCUCUUGUCAGUAAAACAUCUAGUCAGGCGUUUUUCUUGAGAAUACUUAAAGUUAUCGUACAAAUAAGAGAAGCUGUACGCUUAGCGAACACCAAGAAAGCAGUUAACCAAACGUCAGAGACAGCCAUGGAUACAGGCACAACAAGUAAUGCAUCAGAGACAGCCACCGAAAAUGCGGACGCUGAUGUUCCUAUGGACACGACGCAAGCAAAUACUUCAAAUCUUGAUAAUUCAAAGACGACCUCUACUCGCAAUGACGAGGAGAAAACUACACUUCCACUGCUGAGUGAGAGCUUAGUAUUAGAUAAUUUAUGGGAAACUCUUAGCGCUUGUUUGCUCGAAUUGGAGUAUACUCCUGAUCAUCAUGCCGUCCUUGUUUUGCAGCCUGCUGUAGAAGCAUUUUUCUUGGUACACUCCUCGUCAAGUACGUCCCGCGAUCGAGAGAGUCGUCUCAACACGAAUACCGAAAAUCGAGAAGUACCAGACCUGGCGCCAGUCUCUCCGAUAUAUCCAGACAACGACGGCCAAUCGGAAGUCGCCGUUGGUACCUGGGAACCGCAGAAAACAUUGCCACCGGAUCAAUUAAAGUUCCUUAAAUUUGCCGAAACGCAUAGGACUGUACUCAAUCAGAUACUACGACAAACGACUACGCACUUAGCGGACGGGCCAUUCUCUGUACUGGUGGAUCACACAAGGGUGUUAGAUUUCGAUGUAAAGAGACGUUACUUUAGAACGGAAUUGGAGCGAAUGGACGAGGGUAUACGUAGGGAGGAACUGGCGGUCCAUGUUCGUAGAAGUCACGUUUUCGAAGACUCGUUCAGGGAACUUCAUCGAAGAAAUGCCGACGAAUGGAAGAAUCGCUUCUACAUAGUUUUCGAGGGCGAAGAAGGGCAAGACGCCGGUGGUUUGCUGAGAGAAUGGUACGUCAUCAUCUCGAGGGAAAUCUUCAACCCGAUGUACGCCCUGUUCACAGUCAGCCCUGGCGAUCGUGUGACAUACAUGAUCAAUUCAUCGUCGCAUUGUAAUCCCAAUCAUUUGUGUUAUUAUAAAUUCGUAGGUCGAGUAAUCGCUAAGGCUAUUUACGAUAACAAGUUGUUAGAAUGCUACUUCACGCGUAGUUUUUACAAACAUAUACUCGGCAUACUUGUAAAGCAUACGGACAUGGAAAGCGAGGAUUAUAGUUUUUACAAGGGACUCGUUUAUCUUACGGAGCACAACAUCUCUGAUUUGGGAUACGAGUUAACGUUCUCCACGGAGGUGAAUGAAUUUGGCGUCAAUGAUGUGCGAGAUUUAAUACCAAAUGGACGUAAUAUAGUAGUUACGGAAGAAAGCAAACUCGAUUAUAUUAGGCUUGUAUGUCAAAUGAAGAUGACUGGAGCAAUUCGUAAACAAUUAAAUGCAUUCUUGGAAGGCUUUUAUGAUAUUAUACCUAAACGACUGAUCUCCAUAUUUAACGAACAAGAGCUUGAACUAUUGAUCAGCGGUUUGCCUAAUGUAGACAUCGAGGAUCUUAGAGCGAAUACAGAAUAUCACAAAUACACUGCUACAUCUUUACAGAUUCAAUGGUUCUGGCGUGCAUUGCGAGGUUUCGAUCAAGCAGAUCGUGCGAAAUUCUUACAAUUCGUUACCGGUACGUCGAAAGUACCCCUACAAGGUUUUGCUGCGUUAGAAGGCAUGAACGGCGUACAAAAGUUUCAAAUUCACAGAGAGGAUAGAUCAACAGAUAGGCUUCCAUCUGCCCACACUUGUUUCAAUCAAUUGGAUUUGCCAGUAUACGAAACAUAUGAUAAACUGCGUACAAAUCUACUGAAAGCGAUUCAUGAAUGCAGUGAAGGAUUCGGAUUUGCAUAAGCUUACUAAAACGCUUACCUGCUGCAAUGUCGUACAGUGCAUAUGUAGCAGUUUAUCGUACAUGUGUUGUCCUGCCUGCCUGUAAACGGAGUAAACGCUGCGAUAAUUCGGUCCUGUACAAUUAUAUGCGUUCAUGCGUCCAAUCGGUGACUUUUCUGGCGACACGCUUGGUCUUCACUCAAGAUCUAACGGAAAAACACGUUUAUCUCGAUAUAUACAUAUAGACACACGAAUAUGUAUAUACGUAUAACUAAUUAUCAUGUAAUUACGUGAAGAUAACUGUCAAUAUCCGAAGGGUUUAUUUUGUCGAGAAGGAUCUUGGAGGAAGAUGCUGAGCUUAACGAUAAUUCCCAACAAGGAAUGAUAAGGAGAGAUUAGUUCAGUUUUAUGGGUAAGAUAAGGAUAAGAUUCACACAUAACUGUAAUAGUUAGGUACCUUAGUUUGUCAUAAGAAGUAAUAUAGGAUGGAAAGAAAUGUAAUAUACAGCACUUUGAAGCCAGCGAUGUGUUUGAACUGGUUCGAUAGUUCGGAUAGAAAUACAACGGUCGUAACGGUAGCCUGGUUCUUGACCAGAUGAAAAAGCAGCAAAAGUAUAAGUGGACGAGUGCCUGUGCGAAUGAACGAGACAUAGUAAGAAAGUGUUGUGAGAGCGCGAAUGAGCGUGCGAAAGAAAAAGAAAGAGAGAGAGAGAGAGAGAAAGAAAGAAAGAAGCCUAAUUAAAAAAUUUCACAAUACGCUGUCCUUCCCUAAAAAAUGUAUGGUUGUACACUAUUAGUAUUAAUUAUAAUUAAUUCUUAACAGUAAUGAUCAUUAAAUAUCAUUUUAAUAUUAAUCGAAAUGUGAUGUUAAACAAGUGUAAUUUCUUUUUCUUGAGAUCUAACGAAAUAAAGUUUACAGUUGAACAAAUAUUACUUUAUAAACACAUCGAACGGGACAAUAUUGGCGAAAACACCGUACAGGCACCGUUAUGGUUAAUAAUUAUUGAGCUCCUUACGAAAUUGUUAGGGAAUUAUUGAUUAGGAAUCGCAGAAUAAAGUGAAUGUUGUAUUUCUUAUAUAUAUAUAAAAAAAAAAGCAGUUGCAUUCUUUUGUUAUUGCACAGAGUCCUUAAUUACUAACUUUUGAAUUUUCCUGAGUAGACGAAUAUAUCAAUAACGCUGCGUAAUAUUACAGUUUUUAGUCUGCCUACCAAGGUAGUUUAAUUUUUAUGUAUUACCGAAUAAAUUAUUGUUCGAUUAA
Linepithema humile (Argentine ant) is the source of this 14345-nucleotide messenger RNA. RefSeq names its product HECT, UBA and WWE domain containing E3 ubiquitin protein ligase 1 (gene HUWE1). The record is from RefSeq and is a predicted model, not a curated record. Gene Ontology annotation, molecular function: zinc ion binding; ubiquitin protein ligase activity; protein binding. NCBI's taxonomy places the organism in Eukaryota, Metazoa, Arthropoda, Insecta, Hymenoptera, Formicidae. Gene Ontology annotation, cellular component: nucleus; cytoplasm. Gene Ontology annotation, biological process: protein polyubiquitination.